Dicrocoelium dendriticum is the source of this 681-nucleotide messenger RNA. The record is from the annotation of a GenBank genome assembly. NCBI's taxonomy places the organism in Eukaryota, Metazoa, Platyhelminthes, Trematoda, Plagiorchiida, Dicrocoeliidae.
AUGAGUAUAAUUGGGAUGGAUGAUGGGGGGGUGUGUGUGUUUGUGGAUAGGUUGUGGGGGGGGGGGGGGUGGUGGGUGGGGGUGGUGGGGUGGGAGGGGUGGGGGGGUGGGGGUGGGGGGGGUGGGGGUUGGGGGGGGGGGGUUGGGGGGGGUGGGGGGGGGGGGGGGGGGGGGUGGGGGUGGGGGGGGGGGUGGAUGGGGGGUGGGGGGGGGGGGGGGGGUGGGGUGGGGGGGGGGUGGGGUGUGGGGGUGGGGGGGGGGGUGGGUGGGGGGUGGGGGGGGGGGGGGGGGGGGGGGUGGGGGUGGGGGGGGGUGGGGGGGUGGGUGGUGGGGGGGGGGGGGGGGGGGUGGGGGGGGGGGUGGGGGGGGGGGGGGGGUUGGGGUGGGGGGGGUGGGGGGGGGGGGGGGGGGGGGGGGGGGGGGGGGGGGGGGGGGGGGGGGGGGGGGGGGGGGGGGGUGGGGGGGGGGGGGUGGGGGUGGUGGGGGGGGGGGGUGGGGGGGGGGGGGGGGGUGGGGGGUGGGGGUGGGGUGGGGUGUGGUGGGUGGGGUGGGGGGGUGGGAUGUUUUGGGGUGGGGGUUGGGGGGGGGUGUGUGGGGGUUGGGUUGUGUUUGGGGGUUUUGGGGUGGGGGUGGGGUGUGUGGGGGGGGUUGUUUGGUGGUGUUGGUGGGGUGGGUGGUUGA